CAGGUUUUAUAAACGCCAGUAGUUUCUUCAUUUCUUGGUAAGCUUGGAUCAUAAUCUUCUUAAGAAACUCAAAAAAAAAAAAAAAAGAUGUUUCUAGCAGAAGAUUUGCUUUGCAAACCCCAUGUUUUCAUGUGAUUUAUUUAAGGAAUUUAAAGAAAGAAUAGGAAACCAUGGAUCUGUGGCAAGUUUUCUGCGGAGAAAAGGCGUGUAGUAUCUGCAUCGGCCACAUACUGAUCAUUUCUGCAAAUGUUUUGCUUCUGCUAUUUCUUGCAUAUCUGCACUACUCUCACAAGCUUUCGUCGAGAAAGAAUUUGGUGUCUGGAACUGCAAGCAACUCGAGAUUGCUGCAGGUGUGUUCCUGCAGUUUGAAUGGCGGUUUAGGUGCGGGCUACUUUUGCUUGGCAGUUUGGGAAGUUGUCAAGAAUUCGAGUGUUUUACCUCUGCAUUCAUGGUUAAUGUUGGCGUUACAAGGAUUCACAAUGCUGUUUCUGGGGUUGUCUGUCAGCAAGAAGAAACAGUCCACCUUAAUUUCCUCAGUGGUGAAAUUGUGCUUUUUGGAGGCCUUAGUGGUUGGAUUUCUCUGCUUCUUGUCUAUCUGGGAAGUGAUUUCGAACAAGGUUGUGUAUGUUGAAUCAGUUCUCGACAUUUUAUCGCUUCCCGGGAUGGUUCUUCUGCUCAUCUCUGCAUACAAGGAGGAGCAAAGGAUGUCAGAAACAGAUGAUUGUUACUAUGAAGCGCUUGAAGAACAACAGAAUGUAACUGCAUUUGCAAAAGCCGGGGUUCUAAACAAGAUGACGUUUUGCUGGUUAAGCGCGGUGUUGAAGAAAGGCAAGGAGAAAACUCUAGGCGAUGGCGACAUCCCAGAGCUGAGAUCGGAUGAUCAGGCCGGGACAUUGAACUGUUUGUUUAAGGAGCAAAUGAACAGACAGAAACAGGCUAAUCCUAGUUUUCGGCCUUCUGUUUUCUCGUCGAUAGUUGCUAGUCAGCGGAGAGCUCUUAUUGUUUCGGGAACAUUUGCACUUGUUAAGAUCCUGACAGUGUCCACAGGGCCACUGUUUCUUUAUGAAUUCAUAGAAGUUGCAAAUGGGAGAGGGGGGUUUGAAUAUGAAGGCUAUGCUCUCACUUUAGGGAUUCUUGUUGCAAAAUUCAUAGAAUCACUAGCAGAAAGGCAGUGGUUUUUCAGGACUAGACUGAUUGGCCUGCAAAUAAGAUCACUGUUAACUGCAGCCAUCUAUGAGAAGCAACUUAGGCUUUCGAACACUGCUAAAACCACUCAUUCGCCCGGGGAAAUAAUGAAUUAUGCCACGGUUGAUGCCUACAAAAUCGGGGAGUUCCCGUUUUGGUUCCACCAGAUUUGGACAACAGGCAUUCAGAUUUGUUUUGGACUAGGUACCAUGUACUAUGCUGUCGGGCUGGCAACGAUCCCGGCUGUGCUGUUGGUGGCGCUGAGCGUUUUGGUGAAUUCUCCGGUCGCCAAAUUACAGCACAAGUAUUUGACAAAGCUUAUGGUAACACAGGACAGAAUGCUGAGGGCUAUAACAGAAGCAUUAACAAGUAUGAAAGUGUUGAAACUCUAUGCUUGGGAGAUGCAUUUCAAGAAUGGAAUAGAAGGGCUGAGAAAAGAAGAGUUCAGAUGGCUAAAAUUGGUUCAAGUUCAGAAGGGCUAUUACAUGGUUCUGUUCUGGUCAUCUCCCAUCAUUGUUUCAGCAGUCACAUUCUGGGCUUGCUAUGCUCUCCGAAUCCCUCUCAACGCUACCAAUGUCUUCACAUUUCUCGCCACUUUUCGGAUCAUUCAGGAGCCUAUAAGGUCAGUCCCUGAUGUCCUCGGAGUAUUCAUUGAAGCCAAGGUUUCGUUCACCCGGAUUCUCAAGUUCCUCGAGGCACCCGAGUUACACAACGAGAAGAAAUAUCGUGAUCAAGAACCAGACUACUCAGUUCUCGUGAAAUGCAACCGAAUCUCUUGGGAUGACUGUUCUGUAACACCAACACUAGAAGGCAUAAAUCUUUGUGUUAAACCUGGCCAGAAGGUAGCCAUCUGUGGAGAGGUUGGCUCGGGUAAAUCGACUCUAAUUGCAGCAAUUCUCGGAGAGGUUCCAUUUAUCGAUGGCACUGUUCAAGUUCAUCAUGGGAAGCUCACAUAUGUGUCUCAAAAUGCAUGGAUCCAAACCGGGACGAUUCAAGACAACAUUUUAUUUGGUUCCAUCAUGGAUCAACUAAAAUACGACGAGGUAAUCAAGAGGUCUUCUCUGGAGAAGGACCUUCAAAUGCUUCCUUUUGGCGACCAAACAGUGAUAGGCGAACGAGGAGUUAAUCUAAGCGGGGGGCAGAAGCAGAGAGUUCAGCUGGCACGAGCAUUAUAUCAGGAUGCAGACAUCUAUCUACUCGAUGAUCCAUUCAGCGCUGUCGAUGCACACACCGCCACAAAUUUAUUCAACGUAAAACACUCAAUCCUUAACGAAAACAAACAAACUGUUCUCAUUUUCUGCAAGCUAAAAAUGGAUUGUUUUUGUCAGGAAUAUGUAAUGGGAGCUCUUUCAAGAAAGACAGUCUUACUAGUAACUCAUCAAGUUGACUUCCUUCCAGCGUUCGAUUCUAUUUUGUUAAUGUCUGAAGGGAAGAUCCUAAAAGCAGACACCUAUGAUCAGUUACUGAUCUCUUGUCAAGAAUUUCAUAGCCUUGUCUGUGCACACAGAGAGACAGCAAAUUCUGAGAAGAAUGGAGGGUAUAGUACACAAAAGAAAUCCAUAAACCGCGAAGAAGAAAGCAUUCAAAACAUAAUUUCAGAAGAUCAGCAAAUAGAAUCUAAAGGGGAGCAGUUGAUCAAGCAAGAAGAAAGAGAAACAGGAAACACUGGUCUAAAGCCUUAUAAGCAGUACCUAGGCGAAAGCCACGGCUUCUUUUACCUGUUAGUAGCGAUAAUCGCCCACUUGGCGUACAUGGUUGGGCAGCUGGAGCAGAAUCUAUGGCUAGCAGCGGAUUUGCAGAACCCCGAGAUGAGCAAAUUGAACCUUAUACUCAUAUACUCAGCCAUAGGAUUUGGCAUGUCAUUGACCUUGUUCCUUAGGUCAUAUGCUAUAAUUUCCUUAGGCUUAAGGAGAUCAAUAUCUAUAUUUGCUAAGCUAAUGGCCUCUCUUAUUCGAGCCCCGAUGUCCUUCUAUGAUUCUACCCCCCUCGGGAGAAUACUCAGCCGGGUAUCGUUGGAUCUGAGUGUCGUGGACCUCGAUUUGUCUUUUAGGUUCAGUCAAGCUGUUUCGGCCACCCUGACAACAUAUUUUAGCCUGGGAGCAUUGGCUGCUCUUACCUGGCCAAUCUUAAUACUCAUCAUUCCAACAGUUUAUGUCACAAUCCUCUUACAGAGAUUCUACUUUGCAACUGCAAAAGAGCUCAUGAGGAUCGACGGGACAACAAAGUCUUCGGUGGCUAGCCAUCUGGCUGAAUCCAUUGCAGGAGCAACAACGAUUAGAGCAUUCGGGGAGGAGGAAAGAUUCUGCUCGCAACAUAUGCACCUUAUUGACAAGAAUGCAAGUUCGACUUUCCACAGCUUUUCAGCCACUGAAUGGCUGAUCCAACGCCUCGAAACAAUAUGCGCGAUUGUUCUAUCAUCCUCGGCUUUAGCCAUGACUUUACUCCCUUUCGAAGCCUCUAAAUCAGGAUACAUUGGCAUGGCUCUAUCGUACGCUCUCUCGUUGAACAUAAACCUGGUUUAUGCAGUCCAGAAUCAGUGCGCGCUAGAAAAUUCGAUUGUAUCAGUGGAACGGCUAGAACAGUACAUGAAUAUUCCCAGUGAGGCCCCUGAAAUAAUAGAAGGCAAUCGACCUGCACCCGAAUGGCCUUCCAUUGGUAAAGUGGAGAUUCAUGAUCUCAAGGUCAGAUAUCGAGACAAUGCGCCUCUGGUUCUCCAAGGCAUUAGCUGCACAUUUGAAGGAGGCUACAAAGUUGGGAUUGUAGGCAGGACAGGAAGUGGGAAAACAACUCUCAUCAGUGCCCUCUUUCGCCUCGUGGAGCCUACCGAGGGCAAGAUCAUCAUAGAUGGCCUAAACAUCUCUGCAGUCGGGGUCCACGACCUCCGCUCAUCCCUGGCAAUCAUCCCACAAGACCCCACGCUCUUCAGCGGGACAAUCAGACACAACCUAGACCCCUUGUCAGACCACACCGAUGACCAAAUUUGGGAGGUUCUUGCAAAAUGUCAGCUCAGAGAUGCAGUUCAACAGAAGGAUGCUGGACUCGACUCCCCAGUGCUACAAGACGGAUCAAACUGGAGCAUGGGACAACGACAACUAUUCUGCCUAGGACGGGCGCUGCUAAAACGAAGGAAGAUCCUAGUCCUAGACGAAGCUACUGCAUCAAUAGACAACACAACUGAUUCAAUAAUCCAGAAAACAAUAAGAACAGAGUUUGCAGAUUGCACUGUGAUCACAGUAGCUCAUAGAAUACCUACUGUCAUGGACUGCACAAUGGUUCUUGCUAUAAGUGAUGGGAAGCUGGUAGAGUAUGACAGACCAAUGAAGCUUAUAAAUGAAGAAGGGUCAUUGUUUGGGCAGCUUGUUAAGGAGUACUGGUCCCGUUCUGGAAACAUGUAGGCCAAAACAGCAAAAAAAUUAAAAAUGCAGUACAAACAACAAAUGGUGUGCCUAAAUAUUUGAGUUUUGUUUUUGAAAGGGUAUUCAAUAUACAAUAUAUUCUUUGGUUAUAAUAGAAUCUUGUAUGGGUUUUUGACAUUCAACAAUAAUAAUGUGGUCCACCAAAACCACAUUUUCAAACAAAUCA
This is a messenger RNA of Ipomoea triloba (trilobed morning glory), 4767 nucleotides long. RefSeq names its product ABC transporter C family member 10-like. The coding region runs from base 171 to 4580 and encodes 1469 amino acids. Gene Ontology annotation, cellular component: vacuolar membrane; plant-type vacuole. NCBI's taxonomy places the organism in Eukaryota, Viridiplantae, Streptophyta, Magnoliopsida, Solanales, Convolvulaceae. The transcript has 10 exons. The record is from RefSeq and is a predicted model, not a curated record. Gene Ontology annotation, molecular function: ABC-type transporter activity; ATP hydrolysis activity; ATP binding. Gene Ontology annotation, biological process: transmembrane transport.